UUUGGUCUGUUAUGUUUCGCUGUAGGAAGCAAAGACAAUGAAGAAAUGAUAGGAGGAUUGUUCAUAUAUAACCACAAGGGAGAGGUCCUCAUCUCCCGUGUGUACAGAGAUGACAUUGGGAGAAAUGCAGUAGAUGCAUUUCGAGUCAAUGUCAUCCAUGCACGUCAACAAGUGCGGUCCCCUGUGACCAACAUUGCUCGUACCAGCUUCUUUCACAUUAAGCGGUCCAACAUCUGGCUGGCAGCAGUCACCAAACAAAAUGUCAAUGCUGCUAUGGUCUUUGAAUUCCUACUCAAAAUGGUGGAGGUUAUGCAGUCAUAUUUUGGAAAAAUCACAGAAGAGAAUGUCAAGAAUAACUUUGUCUUGAUAUAUGAAAUCUUAGAUGAGAUCCUCGACUUUGGAUAUCCACAAAAUACAGACACAGGCAUUUUAAAGACUUUCAUCACUCAACAAGGAGUCAAAUCUCAGAGUAAAGAGGAGACGAGUCAGAUAACGUCCCAAGUUACCGGGCAGAUUGGCUGGAGGAGAGAGGGAAUCAAAUAUCGUCGUAAUGAAUUGUUUCUGGACGUGCUGGAAUCUGUCAACUUGCUUAUGUCACCUCAAGGUCAAGUAUUGAGUGCUCAUGUAGCUGGAAGAAUAGUGAUGAAAAGUUACCUCAGUGGAAUGCCAGAAUGUAAGUUUGGAAUCAAUGACAAAGUGCUGAUGGAUAGCAGAGGCCGUGGCAAUCUAGAUGACUCUUCCACUAGACCUGGAGCAAGCAGCGGAAAGAGUGCAAUAGCAAUCGACGACUGCCAGUUUCACCAGUGUGUAAAGCUCAGUAAGUUUGAGACUGAGCACAGCAUCAGCUUUAUUCCACCUGAUGGAGAAUUCGAACUCAUGAGAUAUAGAACCACUAAAGAUAUAAGUUUACCAUUCCGAGUUAUACCACUUGUGAGAGAGGUUGGACGUUCAAAGAUGGAGGUCAAGGUCGUAGUCAAAUCAAACUUCAAGCCCUCAUUGCUUGCACAGAAAGUUGAAGUACGCAUUCCAACUCCAUUGAAUACCAGUGGUGUACAAGUGAUCUGCAUGAAAGGCCGAGCAAAGUACAAGGCUAGUGAGAAUGCCAUUGUUUGGAAGAUUAAAAGAAUGGGCGGGAUGAAAGAAUGUCAGUUGAGUGCUGAGAUUGAACUUUUGAACACCAGCGACAAAAAGAAGUGGACUAGGCCCCCUAUAUCUAUGAGCUUUGAGGUUCCAUUUGCUCCUUCUGGAUUCAAAGUUCGCUACCUUAAAGUAUUUGAACCAAAACUGAACUACAGUGACCAUGAUGUCAUUAAGUGGGUGCGAUAUAUUGGCCGCAGUGGACACUAUGAGACCAGAUGCUGACCAUAAGUCUGUAAACGUAAAGCUGAAUAUUAGGACUUCUCCAUUGGAUUCAAAAUAGACAUUAAUGUUCAUGGGAUCAGACAUGUUGUGAAUGCUAAAUACUGAUAGAGAUUAUGUUAAGAUAUAUUGGUUGUAUAGAUACUAGGAAUUGGUGACAGUUAUUCCCCUUUACAUUUUAAACUGUGAAAGUAUUUGGUGUUACUAAGUGUGUAAUUUUUGUUCUUAGCUUAUUGUAAAUGUUAUGAAAUUUUAUGGAUAUACAUUUGUAAGUAUGAAAUUAAAGACAUCUUUCAUUUUACCUAUAGUAUGAUAAUCAGCUGUUUAUUAAGUAAAUAUUGUAAUUUAUAUAUUCAGCCUCUGUAACAGUGACCUGUAAGCUAUAAAUGAUAUUAAGGGAUUUAACUACAUGUAUAUAAAAACUUUUACAUUGUGCCAGCAAAUGUCCACCUUUCUUUUUUGGAAGAUUUAUGAUUGUAUAUUUAAAUGAAAUUUUUCUGGUAAGAUGUUUAGUCAUGUUAUCAGUUUAAUUUUUGAUAGUUUAUGACACUAGAAUAACAAAAAAAAUGUAUAUUAAAAUUUUAUCUAUUCUAUUGAAUGACUAAGUUUGAUGCCAAAUUUUGACAUGAAUUGAUGUGUAGUAAUAUAUUAGAAUCAAAUAAAAGUUAAUCCCUGUC
This is a messenger RNA of Saccostrea echinata, 2036 nucleotides long. RefSeq names its product AP-2 complex subunit mu. Gene Ontology annotation, cellular component: cytoplasmic vesicle; AP-2 adaptor complex. Gene Ontology annotation, molecular function: clathrin-cargo adaptor activity. The transcript is spliced from 10 exons. The coding region runs from base 46 to 1362 and encodes 438 amino acids. The record is from RefSeq and is a predicted model, not a curated record. Lineage: Eukaryota; Metazoa; Mollusca; Bivalvia; Ostreida; Ostreidae. Gene Ontology annotation, biological process: intracellular protein transport; clathrin-dependent endocytosis.